AUGCCAAAGACAAAGAGUCCUAUCAGCGACGAUGCCCUGCGCACUGUAGCCCCGCCUCCUCCACAGAACUUGAAAUCACCAGCUAGCAAAGAAGCGAUAACUCCUGUUGCACAGCCUUACACCAUCUUUACAGGAACGCACAAAACUAUAAUCACGGCGUUACUGGCAUUGGCAUCGCUUGCCUCGCCGCUCACUGCUACGAUUUACCUUCCUUUGCUGCCUCUACUACAGCAUAGCUAUCAUACAUCGGCGCAGGCGAUCAACCUGACACUCACAUUCUAUACGGUGGUCCAAUCCGUCACCCCCGCUAUCUUCGCGCCACUGUCAGACUCCUUCGGGCGGCGACCUAUCUCCCUGCUUACGUACAUCAUUUACACCAUUGCAUCUCUUGCUCUCGCCCUUGACCAGUCUCAUUACGUAGCGCUACUCCUCCUCCGAGGUCUACAGGCAUUCGGAGCAAGCGCCUGUGUGUCUAUUGCUUAUGGAGUUAUCGCGGACGUGUCGACCCCCAGUGAGAGGGGCAGCAUGAUCGGCCCUGUGAUGAGCGCCACCAACCUCGGCACCUUUAUAGGACCUGUCUUGGGCGGGGUCAUUGCCUGGCGGAGUCAAGGCCAGCAGUGGGUCUUUUGGGGACUUCUCAUCUUUGGUGCUGUGAAUAGCAUCACCCUUAGUCUAUUCCUCCCCGAAACGGCCCGUGCCUUGGUGGGAAAUGGAGGGCAGGGUCUACGGCAGCGGACUGGCCACUCGGCCCUGGCGUGGGUACGCCUAGGUCCCCGUCUAGGCCCCCGCGUCACUGAGGACGAUGGUCAAGUUAUAACGGCCCUGCCCAACACGGAAGCGGCACCGACCAGGCCGAAUCCAUCUCGAGAAUCUGGCCUGCUCUCAGGGAUUCUUCCCAAAGAUCGUGGCUGCUCGGCUGUCGUGCUAUCCAAAGAGAAUGCACUCAUUCUGUGGCUGGGAGGCGUCAACUACGCCCUGUGGUAUUGCAUCACGGCAUCUAUUCCGGCUGUCUAUCAAGAGCAACAUGGUUGGAACGAACUGGAGAUCGGCCUCGCGUAUCUGCCCGGGGCGGCAGCUGUGAUAAUAGCUGGCAUCAUCAACGGUCGAUGGAUGGACCAGAAGUACAGAAAAACUGCAACUGAGAUCGGCUUUACAGUUGACAAGAUUAAAGGUGACGAUCUCAGGAAUUUUCCGAUCGAGAAGGCAAGAACGAGAAGCCUCACCCUCGUUUGGGUAAUAUAUAACAUAGCACUGGUGGGAAUGGGCUGGACCUGGCAGAUCGCUGCGCAUCCCGCCGCAUCGCUUUCGCUACAGGCAGUCAUCGGCUUCUCAGGAACGUUCAUGUUCUUCUGUUUCAAUACACUUCUCAUCGAUAUCGAAUCGAAGAGGCCGAGCGCUGCGGCUGCAGCCGCAACAGUGGUGCGAUGUGGUCUCGCAGCGGGCGGAGUGGCGAUACUAGAACCUCUCAGAUCUGCUAUAGGGAGAGGCUGGUUGUUUACACUAUUCGCGAUAGUCAUCGGCGGCAGUCAGGGUCUUGGCCUAUGGAUUCUCAGGUCAAAGGGUUUUCAGUGGAGAACGGAGGGCACAGUGACGAGAGCGGAAUGCCCAUCAGGUUAG
Messenger RNA from Neoarthrinium moseri, 1617 nucleotides. RefSeq lists its product as uncharacterized. Gene Ontology annotation, molecular function: transmembrane transporter activity. Gene Ontology annotation, biological process: transmembrane transport. The transcript has a single exon. Bases 1 to 1617 code for a protein of 538 amino acids. NCBI's taxonomy places the organism in Eukaryota, Fungi, Ascomycota, Sordariomycetes, Amphisphaeriales, Apiosporaceae. The record is from RefSeq and is a predicted model, not a curated record.